GCGGUGUUCUCCUCCUUCCUCCACUAGCCUAGCCUAGCCUAGCCUAGGGUCCUCCCUAUAUAUCUCCUACCCUACUACUAACUACUACAGUAGGAGGGAGCUGGUUCAAGGUCAACUCUCUCAUCAACUUGUUUGAAUGUCUUUCUGAUGCGUCCCUCCAUGUCGCCAUUGUCUUUAGGCCGAGCUGCCGAGGUAUCACCACUGCAGAAAUAGAUUGGGCAAAUAAAGCAUCCUCUCCUCGCUCGCCUCGUCCAAGUCUAAUUCUUCAGCGCCACGAGACUUGUUUUACUGCUGAUUGAUCUUUGGUGACUGAGGUGAUCAUAAUCAGUCUGCAGACCGGCCCGGCCUGUCUUCAUCAAUUCACAAAGGAAGAGACAGAUCCAGCACCUCCAUCGGUAGGCAUGGAGAUGACCCGCGCGGCUCUCGACGAUGUGAUCCGGCGGCUUCUGGAUGCGCGGCGGUGCCGUCCGGGGAAGCAGCAGCAACUGGUGCAGCUGGCAGAGGAGGAGAUCCGGCAGCUCUGCGCCGCGGCCAAGGACGUGUUCAUGCGCCAGCCAAACCUCCUCCAGCUCGACGCGCCCAUCAACGUCUGCGGUGACGUGCACGGUCAGUACCGUGACCUGUUGAGGAUUUUCGAGUGCGGUGGUUUCCCGCCGCGGAGCAAGUACCUGUUCCUGGGCGACUACGUGGACCGCGGCGAGCACAGCAUCGAGACCAUCUGCCUGCUGCUCGCCUACAAGCUCCGGUACCCCGAGCACUUCUUCCUCCUCCGCGGGAACCACGAGUGCGCCUCCAUCAACCGCAUCUACGGCUUCUACGACGAGUGCAAGCGCCGCUACAGCGUCCGCUUGUGGAGGCUCUUCACCGACUGCUUCAACUGCCUGCCCGUCGCUGCGCUCGUGGACGACCGCAUCCUCUGCGUGCACGGCGGCAUCUCCCCGCACCUCCGCAGCCUCGAUCAGAUCAGGGACCUGCCCAGGCCCACCGACGUGCCCGAAGCCGGCCUGCUCUGCGACCUCCUCUGGUCCGACCCCAGCGCCGCCGUCAGGGGAUGGGCGCCCAACGACGACAGGGGCGUCUCCUGCACCUUCGGGCCCGACGUGCUGUCCGACUUCCUCCGCAAGCACGACCUGGACCUCGUCUGCAGAGCUCAUCAGGUGGUGGAGGACGGGUACGAGUUCUUCGCGGAUCGGCAGCUGGUGACCAUCUUCUCGGCGCCCAACUACUGCGGCGAGUUCGACAACGCCGGCGCCAUGAUGAGCAUAGACGCAAACCUCGUCUGCUCUUUCCAGACCAUCAAACCGGCCGACAACAAGAGCAGGCGCUUCUCCUUCUCUGGCUCAUCGACUACCUCUGCUGCUGCUUCUUCUUCCUCUGCAUAUAAUAGAAAGAAGGGGCUAAUGCGCUACUGGUAGGUAGCUGCAGGGUGAAUAAUCCAGCUCCGUCGACUCACCGAGGAACCUGACUGUCAACGAUCGAGUAAUAAGCAGCUUGAUUCAAUUUAAGCAUGCAUGACAUUUGUUUGGAUACGGAUUUACUUACCUGUGUUGUCGAUUUCUUUGGAUAAAUCAACAAGGUAGCUUGAAUAUGCUUCUACUUUCUA
Messenger RNA from Phragmites australis (common reed), 1603 nucleotides. RefSeq names its product serine/threonine-protein phosphatase PP1 isozyme 3-like. Gene Ontology annotation, cellular component: nucleus; cytoplasm. NCBI's taxonomy places the organism in Eukaryota, Viridiplantae, Streptophyta, Magnoliopsida, Poales, Poaceae. The transcript has 3 exons. The coding region runs from base 402 to 1415 and encodes 337 amino acids. The record is from RefSeq and is a predicted model, not a curated record. Gene Ontology annotation, molecular function: protein serine/threonine phosphatase activity.